Messenger RNA from Dendroctonus ponderosae (mountain pine beetle), 2594 nucleotides. RefSeq names its product lysophosphatidylcholine acyltransferase. Gene Ontology annotation, molecular function: calcium ion binding. Lineage: Eukaryota; Metazoa; Arthropoda; Insecta; Coleoptera; Curculionidae. The transcript has 10 exons. The record is from RefSeq and is a predicted model, not a curated record. The coding region runs from base 138 to 1649 and encodes 503 amino acids.
UACUUUAAUUCACUGAUUUGAAAAGGAGGGAUUUCAUUCAAACCAAUUCAACAGAAGAACUGAUCAGGUACUGUGUAGUUCAGUGAUAGAAUGUGCGAUCAGAUAUAAAAGAAAGUUCAGCGGAAACCCAGUAAAAGAUGAACGCGAAAUUUGCCGCGAGUAUUUCGCAAGUGAACUGCGACACCCAACCCUUACUCAACCCUUUCGUUCACCGUCUGGAAUUGAAUACGACAUAUGAAAAAAUUAAAACGGCCAUUCUUACAUUAAUUCUAGUUCCUGUACGAGUGGGUCUGAUAUGUUUCUUCGUGGUAACAGGAUGGAUGUUGGCCACUGUUGGACUUUUUGGUGUGACUGAACAAGAAUUACAUGAGAAACCUUUAGAAGGAUGGAGAAAGAAAUUAAAAAACAUCAUUUGCGUUUUGGGCCAGAGCAGCCUGAUGGCAGGCGGCAUGCACUUUACCAUAAAAGGUAGGCAGGCCUCAAGAGACGAGGCCCCAAUUUUAGUUGCCGCUCCACAUUCCACCUUUCUGGAUGCAGGGCUUGUUUACGUAACAGGGUUUCCUUCGACUAUUGUUCGUACUGAAAGUGUCAGCUUUCAUAUAGGAAAACUCAUAAACUACACUCAGCCUAUUUACGUCUGGCGAGACGAUGCUGAAUCCAGGCAAAAGUCAGUAAAAGAAAUAAUAAAACGAGCCAGUUCCCAGCUGGAUUGGCCUCAAAUUUUAAUUUUCCCUGAAGGCACCUGCACCAACCGCUCUUGUUUGAUUAGUUUCAAGAAUGGAGCAUUUUAUCCUGGAGUUCCUAUUCAACCAGUUUGCAUUCGUUAUCCGAAUAAACUGGAUACGGUAACAUGGACAUGGGAAGGACCAAGUGCAUUGAAACUCUUAUGGCUUACUCUAACACAACCCUCGAGCAACUGCAUAGUUGAAUUCCUCCCUGUUUACUAUCCGAAUGAAGAAGAAAAACGCGACGCCAAGUUGUUCGCCAACAAUGUGAGAGCAAUAAUGGCCAAAGCUUUAGGCAUACCUGUGGUGGAUUAUUCAUACAGUGAUUGUAAAAUGAUGACCCGAGCCAAAGAAAUGAACGUACCAUUUGCCACAUCACUGGUGGAAGUUAGAAAACUUCGAAAAUCUCUAGGGUUAAAAGGGACUGAACGAGAAGAGGCUUUAGUCAAAGCCAACAAUUACGCAUGCAGAGACUGCAGUAAAGUCACUUAUAUCGAAUUUGUAGAUAUUAUGAGGCUUCACUCAAAUGAACAAUUGGCACUGCAAUUAUUUAGAGUUUAUGACAAGAAUAACACUGGGCUCAUCGAUCUCAGGGACUAUCUUCUGGGUGUUUUGGCUACGGAGGAAGACAAAACUACUGAAGAAAUUGUAGUUUUUGCUUUUCUGAUAUACGAUGUGAAAAGAAAUGGCAAACUUACACCGGAUAGUUUCUGCAGAGCCGUAUGUCACACUCUGGGUAUUACCCAGGAAUACGGUUUACAAAUUUUUGAUCAAGUUGAUCGAAAACAGCUAGGAUUUGUUCGUUUAGAGGAUUUUCUAACUUGGGCGGCCAAAUAUAUUCCUCACCUAAUCUACAGUGAGACCGAGAAACCCAACUGGAAAAACUUAGCAAUUUACCGUAACAUUGACAAAAAAAUUGACUGAUCCGCGUGCAUUGUCCAUAUGUAAAUUUGGAUAAAGCGUAAUAUAGUAUUAUUCAUCAGGCAUGUAUAAUAUCCUGCAAAGUAAAUGUGGGUGUUCAAAGGAGUGAGAUUGUAAAUAAAUAUUCAAAUAUUUCUCGUCGGUGAUGCUGAAUUUAUUAUAAAGAUAAAUCUAUGUUGUCUCUAAAUAGAUACAUUGUAAAUAUCUGAUACCAGCAAAAAAUAGCAAGCAGGGAACUAUAGAUCUAAAAAAAUCAAUUAGAGAACAAUGUGGGGAAAUCGCCGGUAGAUUUUAGAGACUUUUACGAGAGUAAGAAUGCAAUUCCUAACAAUAAGCGGCCAAGUAUACUUAUAAAUAUAUACAGAUUUUUUAGCAAACUUCCGCCAUACCCAAACAUCUACAGAAAAUCCAUAUUUUUAGCAUUAUGUAAUUGUUGUUAAGCAUAUUUGGCCCUCUUUGAUUCUUGUGCUUCAUACCAGCAAUCCAUAUUAACCAACCGUAUAAGUCAUCGGUAAAUACAGUUGUAAAUAUGUAGGAAAGUGAUUCACUGGAAGUAAUUAAGGGGAUAAAAGAAGAAAUUUUAUUUAUGAGUUCAUUAAAAAUUGCCAAAAUUCCAUUAAUGUCGUCAAUUUAAGUAACAGACUUACUUCUGUACAUAAAUUCUAAUAAGAAAUUGUAAUAUAAUUACUAUAGAGAAUCAGAUAAAAAGCUCAUUUUAAAAAUGCAAGUCCCAUCGUAUUUAGCGCUUACUUAUAGUGUUCCAUACCAAUUGAAGCGAACAGAUAGAUUUAAUUCGUUACCCACUUUUAUUAUAUGUAAAUAAUUCAACCAUAGUUUCCAAAAAGAUGCACAAUCGACUUGAUUAAGGUAUACAUAUUAUUGCACCAGUUCCAUAGCAUGUCAAAUUGUAUCCACUAGAAAUAAGAAGUAAAUAUUUAUUCGUCUGUA